This is a messenger RNA of Siniperca chuatsi (mandarin fish), 1412 nucleotides long. It is a transcript of the gene emd, whose product is annotated as emerin (Emery-Dreifuss muscular dystrophy). Bases 130 to 615 code for a protein of 161 amino acids. The transcript is spliced from 7 exons. NCBI's taxonomy places the organism in Eukaryota, Metazoa, Chordata, Actinopteri, Centrarchiformes, Sinipercidae. The record is from RefSeq and is a predicted model, not a curated record.
UCCACCGCGGCCCGCCGCUGUGCCAAGUUCCGCACAAGUUACACCCACUCUUCUGCUCCAGCCUGAAUCUCCUCCUACCUUCAGCCACAUUUUCUUUUUCAACCGCUGACUCGUUUGUCUUUUUCAAAGAUGUCUCUGAGUGAGAAAAGUACCGAGGAGAUCAGCGAGUUGCUGACGAAGUACGGCAUCAAACAUGGACCCAUAGUCGACUCUACUCGAAAGCUGUAUGAGCAGAAGCUGGAGAAGGCCAUGAAGAGCGCUCCAGUGAAACCCUCGUCUGAUAAGACCUUCUACAGAGAGGAAGAGGAGGAAAUUACCUACAUCACAUACAGUCCGGUUAGACACGAGGUUCAUGAGGGCAUGCUGAAACGAAGAGGCAACGUUGCGACAGAUGAAGACAAGGAAUCGGACCAAGAUACAGAGCCCCCUAUCCAGACCACUAACAGAACAGCCAAUCACAGCGCAGUACAACCCAGGGAGCCAGUCAAAAAGUCUGGAGGCGGGAUGUGGAGAGUGACUAGGCUGCUGCUGCUGUUAGCCGUGUUAGCAGCUGUCUUCUACUACGCCUACUGCCGUGUGAUAAACAAUGAAGAAAAUCCUUUUGGGAUUCAAUGAUCUGAUUUGUUGUUAGGAUGUCAGGUGUUUUUUUAAUUCUGUUAAAGGCAUUUCAUGUCAUUAGUGGUCACCGUUUGACUACAUUCCAUAAACUUGUAAAGGCUGGCAAUAUCCUAUAUUUCUUAGUGUCAUCAAAUCCCAUCAAAUGACCAAAACCAGACAAAUUAUAGUCUGUGUAUCACAGCCUGAUGGAUCUUCCUCCUCUGAGCCAUAGAGCUCCACACACUGUAGUUUAUUCUGACUCAGUCCCACAGACAUCGUCCUGCUGCCCCAAACACUCACUAGAGCAGCAAACGUGGAUUCAUCCGCCGCUGGAAAUAGUGCCCAACAGAUGCACUGUUUCCUCCAAUGAUAUAUUUUUGAGCCAUUAAAGAUUUCCACAUUCAGUAGGAACCAGUGGGCCCGGGGCUGAGAGCCGCAGACGGACUAGGAAAGUCAGAAAGUAUUGAGACGCACACUAACACGUGCGUAGUCUGGUCAUGGUUUUGGUCUUUUCAUGGGAUUUGUUGAGAAAAAAUAAAGAACAAUGCUCGCCUUCUCCUUCAGUGUCUUUGCUUUCCUGCAUGAAUGUCUUUCAGCUAUGCAGAGUUUUGUGUAUUUGAUUUCUUUUAUACAGCUGUUCUCUAACGUGAUUUGUUCUUAUUUGUGAGAUAUACAUGAAGAUAGCACAACAGACUUGUGAACUGAGGCUGUCUUUCAUAUUUCCAAGCUGCCCUCCUCGUCAUGUCCAAUCAAAAACCAAAGGCUGUUGUCUAUAUGUGUUAAUAAAAAAAUGAAAUCGGGUCUCCAGCUCUUAA